GCGAGAAAUAUAUAUUGGUUGCGAGUUUUUUGUUUUAUUUGCAUCUGUAGUUGUGCGUAGCUUCGUGUGGUUUUUUUGUUUGAAGAAUACGGCAGCAGACAAGUUAAACGGCAAGCAACGCCUUCUGUAGAAAAUCGAAUAGAUAGUUGGGAAAUUAUCACGUGUUGCUGGAGGAAAAAUCAACAAGUUUCUGUGCAAUUGACCGCCCAUUAUUAAUAUAAAGGGAGGAGCUCAUCAGGUCACAUUUCCGACACUUCCCAUAUCUUGUCCCGCGGAGACGCCGCUCACCACGGUGGCCACAACUGCCGAGCUGCCGUAGGAGCAUAACCUCUUCGAGCAGUUGUCCGACAUUGAACUGGAGGCUUCCCAUCCGCUGCUCCAAAUGUCAACAAGGUCUGGCACGGGUCUGACGGCCGCCCAGACGUCAUUUAUUGUGAACGAAGGUUUCCUAAACACUGAAGCCGGCUACACGGACCACAGCUUGGCCGAACUGGAGCAGGUAGAUCUCCCCGAUGCAAUCUUCAUGUCCACCUUCCCCAACAACACUAUGAAUACUGACUAUGCCAUGACUUAUUUCAUACCCACGGCUACAUCCACUCCCUUCGAUGACCAGAAUACCAGCCCGAAGCAGUCAUAUGAAGAGACCUCCUCAGAGGAACAACACCUGAAUUCCAGCCAGAAGUAUAUAUCAUCCACCAUCAAGGACAAGAAUAAAGACACGCAAAUGAAUCCUGUUAAUUCAAUGCCCAGCAUCAUCUCCUGCGUGAAGGAGACACCUCAAAAAGCCGUCAAAAACAGUGCUACUACGGGAUCUCCUCGUAGGAAUGCGGGAAUGACAAAGGAAGAUCCAUUUAAGCACAAUUGCCGCUGCGGAACCUCUGGAGCGCGGGCUAACCCCAAACGUACCUGUCGCAAUAAUCGCUGUCUCUGCUACGUGUCUGGCAAGUCAUGCACAAACUGUCGCUGCUUUGGUUGUCACAAUCCGCACAAUUCCGAUGAUGAAGACGAAUUGGAAAACUUGGCGCCCCCAUCACUCCCCAAUCUCCAGAGCGAGAAGAAGCCAGCACCAACAAACGCAACACCAACAAAGAAUGUAAAUGUACAAAAUACUGGCGUUUCUGCACCAGGGUUCGAUGAUCCCCAAGGCGGUUUAGUUUUAGUGCCCGUUAGCCAUCUGGAACAAUCCAUACAUCCUUUGGUUCUCGUUAAGAACGAGCAUGGGGACUAUCAAUGUUUCAACAUCUUCCAAGGCAACGUACCGAUUGAUCCCGCCACAGUUGGCCUUCUGCAUAUCCGGAUGCAGAGUAACGGUUACCACAGCCAGAUUCCGGACUAUGCGUAUGUGAUGGGACCUUAGGCAGCUCCACCUGUCAUCAAAAGGAGUGUAAGUCAAAGUGGUUGCCAGCACGCGAUUUUAUUGACGAGCUGGUCAGUAGUGGCUCCUCCUUGCUAAUGGAAUUCUGCCGCUAGCGCACUCACUGUUCGAGGAGAUGUGGGAUACAUUUUUUUUUAUUUUUUUUUUUAUCAUUUUUAUGAACAAAUGGUAAAAUAUUGUAAUGCUUUGCCCCAAGUGCGGCUGUUGACCCUAAAAAUAAAACAAAAACCUUUUUUU
This is a messenger RNA of Drosophila miranda, 1612 nucleotides long. RefSeq names its product E3 ubiquitin-protein ligase msl-2-like. The record is from RefSeq and is a predicted model, not a curated record. The transcript has 3 exons. Bases 383 to 1357 code for a protein of 324 amino acids. Gene Ontology annotation, cellular component: MSL complex. NCBI's taxonomy places the organism in Eukaryota, Metazoa, Arthropoda, Insecta, Diptera, Drosophilidae. Gene Ontology annotation, molecular function: ubiquitin protein ligase activity.